UUGAACCCUGGUCCUCUGCAAGAGCAGCCACUGCUCUUAAUUGCUGAGCCAUCUCUCCAGCCCCCAAAACAGCUACCUGAAUAACAGGUUGGUUUUAGUUUUUUGUUUUGGUGUUGGAGGUUGAACUCGGGGCUCCAGCAUGUAAGUUGCUUCAUUUUAUUGGUGAUGAACUGAGGUUUACAAAAGUCACACAGACAAUUACAAGAGCAAAGAUGAAAACAGCUCUAGCCUUGUGUGGUGGUAUGCACCUAUAAUCCCAGCACUUGGGAGUCUAAGAAUGGAGACCAGCCUGGGCUACAUACACAGCCCCUGCCUUAAAAAACCCAAAACAACAAAAAGCAGCAGCAGUGAAUCAUAAGAUGUAACUUUAAGGAAUGUCAGGUUAUGUGGGAUCACUAAUGAGACAAAACUUACAAAAAAGUUAACCUAACCUUAGGUUGCAUUGUCCAGAGCAGUCAGAUCAAAACCUGCUCUAGAACUGAGGAUGUAGCUCAACAGUAGAUCACUUGUACAAGGCCCUGGAUUUGAUCCCCAGAACCACAGAAAAACAAAACUACCUCCUGCAACUUUAAAUUCUAAGCUGAUUCCAAUAAAGCACUUCCCUUGAUCAAAAAAAGGCACGGAUGGAUGAAAUGCCUUCAGACCUAUGAAGGACUUUUAUGUAUAAGGUGAUAUAUGUUCUGAGAUUUUUAUGGAGCAAAUGAUAACCUCUGGUGGAGGCCACCAGAAGGCUAAAGCUAGCUUGACACAGGGAUAAAUAUGCCCAAAGAAUGUUUCUGGAGAUGGUAAGGCAUUCAUAGCUAAUGUUUGGAGAAUGUCAGCUAGGCCUUACUACAAAAGGCAUCCCAAAUCAUUUCCCCUAGGAAAUAGUUCAACCUAUUCUCAUGUGUGAGGAAAGUGAGGUUGAAAGGUUGGGUAGGAGCAAGCUGAGGCAAAGGCCCUUCCCGCCAUGGUUCUUCAGCAUAUGCUAGAGACACAGCAACUGACACCUGUACUUCAGAUGAGCCUAGGGUUAGGGAAAACUACCAGGUAAGUUUGAAGAGCCCUUCUCUAACAAGGAGGAAUUGUGACCUUGCCUAUUCCUGAAGCAGGAUUCUAGUCACCUGCUCCAGUAUAUCAGAACCAGAGCCAGGUAGAAGUUGUGCUGACCAGAGGCUGGUGGAACAAAAUGACAGUCCAGCCCAACAGUACCCUACCUUUAAGUCCUGAGGCCUCGUCAGCUUAGCCCUCCGAGGCUACUUUAAAAGAAAAAGGAAAUGGCUGGACUUGGCAGUGAGGAACAGUGGCCACAGGGUGGCAGUAGAGCUUCAGCUAUGGAGACCUGCUCCUAUGGAGACCUGCUCCUCCGUUCUGGCCAGCAGAUUAAGACUGUCCAUAAAUUAGAAGCCACCACUACUCUGUAAACUCCCAAAUCCCAUCAGUCUCCACCCACAGGAAAAUCACACAGUAGUGAUUCCAUGUUUAACUGUCCCAGAGGUUCCUAAGGCUGGGGAUUCCAUCAUAUGCUGGGGACCAAGCCAGGUCAUCCUAGGCUACAUGUCAAUCCUAGUUCCCGCUCAUCCAGGACAUUAACAUCCAAUCCUUCUGACAAGGUUUGUCAAAUCAGGAACAAGGGGUGAUCAAUUGAAGCUCUCCAACCUGUUGAAGGAUUGGAGGGUUCUUGGAAGCCCCCUCCCCCAAGGCCUAACUCUGACAAACCAUCUGCAAUUAAUGCUUCCUGAGCUCUGGAGACAGGAUUUAUGCAUCUAAUAAAGUCUGUAACUCCAAGCUUAAGGGCUGGGGGUGGGAAGCUGAGAGCAGCAAAUCCCCAGGGGGCCAUGGGAGGGGAUCCCAGGUGGCUCUUAAUAGAGCCAUGCAUUUCCAUUGCCUGUCUAGAUUUCCCCCCCAGGCUGCUGGGGAGGGGGGACGGGACACAGCAGGUAUAAGAGGCUGGUGUGGCGGUGGGGAGGCUGGGUGGCAGCAUGGAUUCCAGGCCAGCUACUGUGCUGCUGCUGCUGUUGCUGCUAAUGGACUGGGGCCAUGCUGAAGAACCAGGGAGCCAUGAUGGAGGAGAGCAGGACUUUUUGGUGAGUGAGCAGACAACCUGUCCGGGCACUAUUUCCCCCAUCUCAGCUGAGACUUGUGCUCUAGGGUUAGAUGUUCUCUGGUUGCUAAAGUCUCCAUUCAAAGGGAAAUGGCUCCUCAGCUCCUACAACUUGCCCCUAGAAGCCACUCCUUUCCCCAUGCCUUCUGAGUCCAGGGUAUUUGCCCAUCUUCCCUCCCUGCCACAGGAGGAAAAUAAUGGAUCCCACUUACCACAGCACGCUGAAACCCCAGGGUCACUCUUGCGCUCCCUGCUCCAGGCCAUUGAGAGACCUGGUCGGAGCUCAGCCUUCCUCUUUCAGCCCCAGAGGUUUGGCAGAAAUGCCUGGAGGUCCUGGAGCAAGGAACAGCUGAGUCCCCGGGCUGGAGAGUUCUGGAGCCUAGCUGCCCCUCAGCGCUUUGGGAAGAAGUAACAGUACCAUCCCCCAUGAUGUUUGCAUACAUGGUCACCAUCCCAUGUGCUGUGUAAGCCCAAAUAAAAUGGUCUGGCUUCUGAA
Nannospalax galili (Upper Galilee mountains blind mole rat) is the source of this 2579-nucleotide messenger RNA. It is a transcript of the gene Npff, whose product is annotated as neuropeptide FF-amide peptide precursor. The transcript has 2 exons. Gene Ontology annotation, biological process: excitatory postsynaptic potential. The coding region runs from base 1962 to 2495 and encodes 177 amino acids. The record is from RefSeq and is a predicted model, not a curated record. Gene Ontology annotation, cellular component: axon terminus; dendrite; perikaryon. Gene Ontology annotation, molecular function: neuropeptide hormone activity; G protein-coupled receptor binding. Lineage: Eukaryota; Metazoa; Chordata; Mammalia; Rodentia; Spalacidae.